AUGCGCCAGAUCCCGACCUCUGCCAGAUACUCUGGCAGCAUCCAGAGAAUGUCGCACGCCGUGAACACCUGCACGCCUACGCCCCGUCUUCCCCAUAAACCCCAGCUGGCCAUUCAGAGAAGGUUGUAUGCCGUGAACAUCGGCACGCCUACGCCCCGUCUUCCCCAUAAACCCCAGCUGGCGUACGACUCGGCCGGAUCACGCGCUCAAUCCCAAUCUUUGCAAGAUACUCCUGCAGCAUUCAGAGAAGGUCGUACGCCGGUAUACCAUGCGCUUGAUCCCGACCUUUGCGAGAUACUCCGGCAGCAUACAGAGAAGGUUGUACGCCGUGAACAUCGGCAUGCCUACGCCGCCUCUUCCCCACAAACUCCAGCUGGUGCACGACUAGGCCGGAUCACGCGCUCGAUCCCAACCUUUGCAAGAUAUUCAAGCAAUAUCCCAAGCAAGUUCCCUGCCAUGAACGGGUAUACCAUGCGCUCGAUCCCGACCUUUGCGAGAUACUCCAGCAGCAUACAGAGAAGGUUGUAUGCCGUGAACAUCGGCACGCCUACGCCCCGUCUUCCCCAUAAACCCCAGCUGGCGUACGACUCGGCCGGAUCACGCGCUCAAUCCCAAUCUUUGCAAGAUACUCCUGCAGCAUUCAGAGAAGGUCAGAAGGUUGUACGCCGUGAACAUCGGCAUGCCUACGCCGCCUCUUCCCCACAAACUCCAGCUGGUGCACGACUAGGCCGGAUCACGCGCUCGAUCCCAACCUUUGCAAGAUAUUCAAGCAAUAUCCCAAGCAAGUUCCCUGCCAUGAACGGGUAUACCAUGCGCUCGAUCCCGACCUUUGCGAGAUACUCCAGCAGCAUACAGAGAAGGUUGUAUGCCGUGAACAUCGGCACGCCUACGCCCCGUCUUCCCCAUAAACCCCAGCUGGCGUACGACUCGGCCGGAUCACGCGCUCAAUCCCAAUCUUUGCAAGAUACUCCUGCAGCAUUCAGAGAAGGUCGGUAUACCAUGCGCUUGAUCCCGACCUUUGCGAGAUACUCCGGCAGCAUACAGAGAAGGUUGUACGCCGUGAACAUCGGCAUGCCUACGCCGCCUCUUCCCCACAAACUCCAGCUGGUGCACGACUAG
Molecule: messenger RNA, 1119 nt
Organism: Punctularia strigosozonata HHB-11173 SS5
Lineage: Eukaryota; Fungi; Basidiomycota; Agaricomycetes; Corticiales; Punctulariaceae
Exons: 7
Coding region: 1-1119 (372 amino acids)
Source: RefSeq, a predicted model, not a curated record